Ochlerotatus camptorhynchus is the source of this 3745-nucleotide messenger RNA. RefSeq lists its product as uncharacterized. The transcript is spliced from 8 exons. Lineage: Eukaryota; Metazoa; Arthropoda; Insecta; Diptera; Culicidae. The coding region runs from base 851 to 3718 and encodes 955 amino acids. The record is from RefSeq and is a predicted model, not a curated record. Gene Ontology annotation, cellular component: plasma membrane.
GUUCGCGACGGUACUCACUCUCGCCCCAGUAGUGAAACCACGGCAAGGAUAUCAGUCGGAUGUGAACUAUUGGCUCUUUCCGUUUGUGUUGGUGGAUUUUUGUGUGUGUUGGUGGAAAAUUCUGAGUAAGCAUGGAAGAUGGAUACUAGCAUCAGCAAAGAAAAACGUAUAAUGGAAAACGCUUAAUUUUCCUCCUUUUCACCGUUUCCGCAGCUUUUCUUAUGGGUUGUGAAGUUUUAUUCGAGGGAAGUGUUCUUUGAGAUUGAAUUCCACGGGGAAGUGAUGUUUUGCUGAAUUUAAUCAAAGUGCUUCUUCUUCUGGGUUGCCUGGAAUUUCAUGAAAAAUCUCAAGUUCAACCUAAUCGAUGAGUGCUGGCUAAUGAUCAAAAAAGAAGGGCCAAAAUAAAUAAUAGAGCACACAGGAUGAGAGAAAAUAAUUCUUCGAAAUUUUGAGUUGUUAUGAUUUUAUGUUUGCAAAAGCCUUUUCUCUCUGUUCCCCCUCGUGCUUUUGCUCAAAAAAGAGAAGUGUGUGCUUGUUUGGUUGCUCUGUGGAGUGUCCUUUCGCACUAGUGUUUUCGUAUGCUUUCCACUGCCAGCUGAAUGUCAUCACGCCUCGUAGCCUCGAGUGUGUCAGUGAAGUGUUGUGUUUAUACCGAUAACCUCUGCUACCCCUUUGGAGCCCUCGAGAAGGGUGAAGAGAAAGAAUAACUCGCUGUUCCACAUAACCGGAAAAUACCCUGUCCGGAAGCGAUUUGGUGUGUGCUAUAGUGUAAAUUUGGAGCAAAAUAUCCAACGUGCCCAGUUCUGUCCAUUUUAGCGCUAUCAAAGGCUUUGGCCAGUGUCGAGAAACGAUGAUGCAGAAAGUGCAGCUGCGAGUGAAUAAUUUACGCAAAUUAAGGAAAAUAUGGAUACAAGUUUUCCUGCUCGUGUUGGUCCUAAAUGCGCAUGUGCUCGUUGUGACAUCUCAGCAGCAAUCUCAACAACAGCAGCAGCAGCUGCAACAACAACAAAAGGAAUUACAACAGCAGCAAUCACCGACCAAUUUACCGUCGCCACAGAAACGAGGCGGUAGCACCGACACAAGCAAGGACCACUGCAACAAAACAGUCGACAUCUACGAGGAUGUUGCCUCACCGGAGGUGACAAAUAUGAACCGAAACCGGCCGCUCACCUGCUGGUAUCGAUUCCGCAGCUUCCGAGGGGCACCGCGGGAUUUCGUCAUGCGGUUGAAUUUCAAAAAGUUCAAAGUUGGGAACCUGCUCAAUGCAACGCACUGCGAGGGUGGCUAUCUGCAGAUUGUGGACGGCAAUGGCAAAACCGACGUUUCGAAUCGACGUGAGCCGGGUCAGUUUUGCGGUGAGUCCGAGCAACCGCAAACAUUCAUCAGUGAAACAAAUGCCGUCAAAAUCGUCUUUCAUACCGAUAAUUUCACCGAUCAGACCUAUUUUGCUUUUGACUCCCGAGCGGAACAACAGAUGGAAGUGUUCAAUCGAUAUGGUCCUCAUCCGGAGCUCUACCCGAAUCGACGAGGCGAAGUGGUGCAAGGCUCUUACUGCGAGCGGGAAUUUCGCGAUUGCCGACUACAAACGUGCUACGUACAAUCACCCGCUUACCCGGGAAUUUAUCCGAGGGCGCUAAAGUGUCGAUACCGACUGCACACCAGAUUGCCCUUCAUCAAGCUCUACAUCCAGAACGAGCAAUUUGCCGUCGAUGGUCAGAGGUGCGAAAACAUCAUGACAUGUCCGAUGAAGGAGAUUGGAUCAGGAUCCGAGCACUGCCCGUACGACUGGCUAGCGGUUUACGACGGGAAAGACGAAAAAGCAUCGCCGAUUGGGAAGUUUUGCGGAAUGGGGAAAUUUCCUUUCAGCAUCAUAGGAACGUCACAACAUAUGUACGUUGAGUUCGUGUCAUCGCCGGCGGGCCCCCUGCUCAACACGGGAUUCCAUUUCAACGUAGGAAACUGGCCGGGUCAUGUGGAAACCGUCGGUACCAAGCACGGCGCCUGCGAUUGGCUGCUCAGCUCCGACGCACUGAAGGCAACGAGUGCUUCUGAAGGAAUUUUCCUCAGUGUGGCACAUUGGUAUCCACCCAACACGUCCUGCAGCUAUCACAUUCAGGGAAAUGAAGGGGAAGUUGUUCGACUGUAUUUUCCAAGUUUCCGUAUAAACCGCAUCGAAGCUCCCAUUAUCAAACAUGAAGAGGACUGUGCUGAAUCACUCACCAUCUACGAUGCCAACCACCCGGAUCCAGCACGGAUCAUCAAAACGUUCUGCGACACUUUUUCGCGGCCGAUGGAGAAGAUCGAUUUCGUGAGCACUGGCCGAUCGCUGUACGUUAAAUUCCUCAGCAAAACGGGAUCCUACAGUGGGAGCUCACUCUACUACUGGGCUCACUACGACUUCUUCAACAACUCCAAGUAUGGUGAUCCGGUGCAGAAUACGCUUUGUGAUGAAGUGUUCUACGCGUGGAAGUACAGCAAAGGGGAGUUGGGAUCGCCAAGGAACACGCUGAUAUACAAGCGAGCUGCCGGGAGCGAUGUCCGGUGCCAGUACAAGUUCGUCACGGAUAGGAGGCUGUACUCCAGAGUUGUUGUGGAGGUAUCGUCGGUUAUGUUCAAAGAGGUACCUUAUGCUAUGACCGCUUGCACUAGGUGUCACGAGGAGCGAGUGGAUAAAUUGAUUCUUUGGGAAGAGAAAGACAAAAACCAGAACCGAUUGGCAUGCUUCUGUGACAAUAUUCCUCGUCCCGUGCGAGUAAUCUCAUCCGGUGACCAGAUGAAUCUUGAAUUGAUUAUUCAAGGUCAGCACGCAACUUCGAGUUAUUUUAAACACACCCACACUUUGUUUGAGGCAAAUUACGAAUUUGCACAUGGACCGAUUUGCGGACCGAUUACCUUGGGUCCGUCUCCUGAUGGAGAGUUAGUGUUCCCUUAUAAGAACGCUUUGGGCAUUCAAUUGAAUGAGAACAGACGUGAGAAAUGUAUUUGGGAACUGAAAGUGGCUGCUCAGAGAGACUUGUGGCUGCACCUUGAUAAGGCUCGGUUUUCCGAAAAAAGUUGCGAUCAUGGUAGAAUCGAAGUUUAUCUCGCUGGAAGACUGGAACCUAGGUUCAUCAUCUGUCCGGAAAAUGUCAGCCUUGCUCGUGAUUUACCUAUUCUCUCAGCAGCGGAGUUGGGAGCGGUAGAAAAUGAAAACGAGCCACUGCCAGUGUUAAUCCAGUACACCGGAGAUAGCGCCAUUGGUAAAAAUGCUUUUAAGUUUGUAUGGACUGAGCUAUUCCACCUGCCGAGAAACGCCGACGGAACACUGGCAACGUCGUCCAUGUUCAAGGAUAGCUGUGACUUCUACUGUCCCGGAGAUCAACACGUAUGCAUUCCAGAGUACCUACUUUGCAACGGAGUUCUAAAUUGCCCAAAUGUAACGGGCCUCCGAGUAGUUGAGAGCAAUAUCGAUAAAAACUAUGAAUACAUCGAAGAAAACUACAUCCGUGCUGGAUUGUUCGAUAAAGAAUUCCUAUUGAAUAUACCAUACCUGACCGAUGAAGCACCGGAACUGUGCCGGACAAAAUACAUUCCCAAUACGGGUGACUACCCGGACGUGGUCGAGUGCUUCCAGUUUCCCGUCAUCCAGAUGGUGGUAGCUGGCGUUGUCCUAAGUACGCUGAUUAUUCUCGCCUUCACCAUUUACUGCCGACUGUACGGCCAAAAAUAUUACGACUGAGACGUGCUUUCUUCGGAAUGGAGUGGC